Molecule: messenger RNA, 1014 nt
Organism: Ilyonectria robusta
Lineage: Eukaryota; Fungi; Ascomycota; Sordariomycetes; Hypocreales; Nectriaceae
Product: S-adenosyl-L-methionine-dependent methyltransferase
Exons: 9
Coding region: 1-1014 (337 amino acids)
Molecular function (GO): methyltransferase activity
Source: RefSeq, a predicted model, not a curated record
AUGGCAGAAGUCAAUGUCGAACCCGAUUUGCUUGCUGACGAAGAGGCCGAUCACACUGAUGCGGAUUCGUCGCUUGGUAACGAUGCGGCAUCGUCUACUCAGAGUAUCUCAAGCUCCAUUCUUGACUACAGACGAGAGAAUGGGAGAACCUAUCAUCGGUACAAGGAUGGCAAGUAUAAUCUUCCCAACGACGAAGUGGAAAAUGAAAGACUUGACCUACAACAUCAUCUGUGCCUCCUUACCUUUGAUGGUCACCUCGGAUUGGCGCCCCCAGGCCGCACUAAGUCGAAGCCCAAGAGUGUUCUCGAUGUAGGCACCGGCACCGGAAUCUGGGCGAUGGAUUACGGCGACGAGCAUCCCGAAACUGACGUGGUUGGCGUCGAUCUCUCGCCCAUCCAACCCAGUUUUGUUCCCCCAAAUGUCCGGUUUAUCAUAGACGACAUUGAUGAGGAGUGGAAAUAUUCUCAACCCUUUGACUACAUCCAUAGUAGGAUGAUGAACUUCAGUAUCCAGAACUGGCCCGCCUACUUCGCCAACGUCUACGAAAAUCUCAAUCCUGGAGGUUGGGUUGAGAUUCAGGAAGUCGGAUGCGAAAUGGCAAGCGAUGAUGGCACUGUAACAAAGGACACCGCGCUUUACAAAUGGUGCGAGCUUCUGGAUGAAGCAGCCGUCAAGCUGGGUCGACCUUUUGUCAAGUUUGAUGAAAUGAGGGAGCACAUGCUCAAGGCCGGCUUCACCGAGGUCGUUGAUAACCGUUUCAAGUGGCCAACAAACCGCUGGCCCAAGGACAGAAAGUUCAAGGAGCUUGGUACAUGGAACAACGAAAAUACUGGCGCCGCUCUGGAGGCACUGACAUUGGCGCCAUUCACGAGAGCCCUUGGCUGGUCUCAGGAAGAAGUCACCGUCUUCCUGGCUGACGUGCGAAAAGAACUGGACGACCCGAAGAUUCAUGCCUACUGGCCGAUUUGCUCCAUUUACGGCAAGAAGCCAGAGGCUAAAGUUAGCGAGUCGUGA